This is a messenger RNA of Adelges cooleyi (spruce gall adelgid), 885 nucleotides long. Its product is annotated as 40S ribosomal protein S3-like. The coding region runs from base 112 to 846 and encodes 244 amino acids. Gene Ontology annotation, cellular component: nucleus; cytosolic small ribosomal subunit. The transcript has 3 exons. Gene Ontology annotation, biological process: translation; positive regulation of apoptotic signaling pathway. Lineage: Eukaryota; Metazoa; Arthropoda; Insecta; Hemiptera; Adelgidae. The record is from RefSeq and is a predicted model, not a curated record. Gene Ontology annotation, molecular function: structural constituent of ribosome; RNA binding.
ACAGAGUAUUUCUUUCAUUAGAUUGAUAACAAUGUUUACGCGUUAAAAUUUGUUUAUUCUCUGUAAUUUUUACUUCUGUAAUUAUUCAAAUAUCAAUAUAUAAAAUCCAUAAUGCCGACAAAAACUACGUCCGUAAAGAAGAGGUUUGUAUCAGACGGUUUGUUGCGAGCAGAGCUAAACGAAUUUCUCACUCGUGAAUUGGCUGAAGAUGGAUAUUCAGGUGUUGAUGUGCGUGCUGCACCGUCACGUACAGAAAUUGUUAUUUCAGCUACCCGCACUCAAAAUGUAUUGGGAGAUAAGGGACGCCGUAUCCGUGAACUAACGUCACUCAUUCAAAAACGUUUUGACUUCAAAGAAAAGGCAGUAGAGUUAUUUGCCGAAAAGGUUGCUCAACGUGGAUUGUGUGCUGUUGCUCAAGCUGAAUCUUUACGUUACAAGCUCAUUGGUGGUUUAGCAGUAAGGAGAGCAUGUUAUGGAGUAUUAAGGUUUAUUAUGGAAAGUGGAGCCAAAGGAUGUGAAGUGGUCGUAUCGGGGAAAUUAAGAGGACAGCGAGCUAAAUCAAUGAAAUUUGUUGAUGGUCUUAUGAUACACAGCGGUGAUCCUGUUAACGAUUAUGUAAACAUGGCAACAAGGCAUGUUUUACUGAGACAAGGAGUGUUGGGAAUCAAGGUUAAAAUCAUGUUGCCAUGGGAUCAGUCGGGUAAACUUGGACCAAAGAAACCAUUGCCUGAUAAUGUUACUGUUUCAAAUCCCAAAGAAGACGACUUACCAACUGUACCAACAAGUGAUUUUAAAUCCAAACCGGAAGUUCCAGUUGUACCGGCUGCACCAGUACCUGUUGUAUAGAUUUUGUAAUCUAAAAAAUUAAACAAUUUUCGAAAAACA